Molecule: messenger RNA, 6305 nt
Organism: Pomacea canaliculata
Lineage: Eukaryota; Metazoa; Mollusca; Gastropoda; Architaenioglossa; Ampullariidae
Exons: 9
Coding region: 245-1444 (399 amino acids)
Biological process (GO): regulation of actin filament polymerization
Cellular component (GO): cortical actin cytoskeleton; plasma membrane; site of polarized growth
Molecular function (GO): actin filament binding
Source: RefSeq, a predicted model, not a curated record
CAUACAAGUCUUUCCGCACCAUUAGAGACGCUGAUCUUCGAAGCAUAUGCACAUAAUGCCUCAGUAGGGCCUGUCUGGGUCGCUCGCUGCAUUCCGUGACCCUGUGACCUCGGCGUGCGACAAGAUGUAGCGUGCAAACAAACCGCUUGAGCCGAGUGUCGCAGACGAGUACUUUGUGGACUUGAGGCGAUGAGCCAUUUGAGGGGUAACCAGGGGACGGCAACGAGGAUUCCAUUCAGAGGACAUGUCAGAUGACAGCUGGAGUUCACGGGAUUCAAAGACGAAAGGACGUGUGUUUAAAAAGGAUUCAAUACAGACGAAAGUAUCAAAGGUUAGUGUGGAGAAGGGCAGCAACUGGCAACAUCAUUCCGAUCUAGCCGUCUGCUGCAUUCAGAAUUAUUUUCGUGGGCAAACAGCAGGGAUUCCUAAGUUUAGUAAAGCUACACAAAGGUUUUAUUUUAUUCUUAAUAUGGCCACUACAAUUGAAGUAGCUGAUGGAAAUGCCUUCCAUGAAGCUAUAGCGUCAGUUCGUAGUGAUGCAACCGAAGACACCUAUGUCCUUUGUGGUCAUGUAAAUGGGGACCCUAAUCGCAUUCAGGUGUUAAAAGUGGGUCAAGAUACGUCUGAACUGGCAACUUUGCUGGAUGACUCUCAGGUCAUGUAUGCUUUAGGUCGAUAUGAGACCAAGUUUGAUAUGUCUACCACAGUAAAGUUUGUCUAUUUCCGAUGGAUUGGGGAUAAAGUGCCAGUUGCCAAGAAGGGUCGAUAUGGAGUAGUAAGAGGAGAAGCAGAAGCACUAUUUUCCCCAUACCACCUUUUUGUAGAGUCCAGCAAUGCAGAAGAUUUUAACAAUGAUCGUAUUCUGCAGCAGCUGGAGGAGACAUCAGGAACAAAAUCUAAAGUUCUGGACUCAACAGAAGGUCGCCAGAUGCGAGGUUUUACUCAGACUCAACUGCCAACACGUGACAACCGUGCCAAAUUUGGUGUCAGUAAUGUUGCCAAGGAGGGGGCAGCUGUUGGUGUUGAAGAUGAGGUUCUGGCUCAAGUUGCAGCAGUAUGCAAUGAUGCUAAUCCAGUCAGCUGGCUUGUGGCAGGAUACAAGGACAAUAAUCCAAAAGGUCCAAUCGUGGUAGUUGGAAGUGGAGAAGGGGGCCUUGGUGAGGUAACUUCUUUGCUGGAUCCUGCAGUCCCCAUGUAUGCUUUCUACCGUGUCACUGACAAAGUGGAUGACAUCACCACUGUCAAGUUUGUGUACAUUGUUUGGAUUGGAGAAUCAACAAAGCCAAUGACACGUGCUAAAAUCUCAACACAUAAAGGUGUGGCAGAGCAAACGUUCACACCUGCCCACAUCACUAUCUUUGCUUCUGAUCUUUCAGAUCUGUCAGAGAACAUUAUCAUGCAAAAGGUCAGGUCUGCCUCGGGCUCUCAGUCUCAUGUCAAGUAGGCUUGCAUCAGACCCUUACUUAGCUUGAAUGCCAGCCAGAUCCACUUGCCAUCUGUAUGUUAUCUGCACCAGUAUGUCCAUUCCUCCUAACCUGUAUGCAGACCCUGGAGUCCUCCACCUCAGUUUAAUCAAAAUAUAGCUGGCUUCCAGACUUUACAUUUCCCUAUACCAUGCACCUCUGAACAGCAGGAUUCUUCUUUCUCCCUGACCAUAAUUUUGCAGUAAAUCAAAUGGGUCCUGGAUCAUUACCCCUCAUCUCAGAAAAAUAAUUAUUAUCCAUUUGUGGCAUUGUGAAUGGUUGAAUGUUUAUGUAGGAAAGCAUUUCAUAUAAGUGUGUUCAUGCCUGUUUACAGGUAGUGUGCAUUGUGCAUACACACACAGCCACAUCCACACACAAGUUAACAGAUCCUUCUGCAUGUGUACUCUUGUAGUCAAAACAGCUCUGAAUUAAAGUACAAGAAAGAAGUUGAGUUUUGUGCAAGACUACCACAGAUAAAACUAUUGUUUGUUAUAACAUUCUUAUAUUAUUAAUUUAAAUAAGAUCUGAAUAUUUCUCUAGAAAUACAUAGCAGUAUUGUUGAUCUGAGGUUUCCGAUGAUCAAAGGCAACUGGAAAUGUUCAUUGCAGCAUUGUGUUAUUGCAUUGUUAGCAUCUGAAUUAACAAGAUGUGAUUUUACAUGAUGUUAAAUAUUCAAUCAGGUCAAAUAGCAAAUUUCCCUUAACAUCUGUAGUUCAGAAGAAACUGUACAAAGUACAAAGAUUUGAUUUAUGCAGGUUUCAGUUGGGUUGUUAAUCAAAGUUUUCUUUUACUGGGAGGAACUGCAGUCAUAUACAAGUUAUUAAGUAUAUUGUGAUGAUUGCUGAAACUUGAAAAAGUAUGAAGAACAGAUUAAUUUUUGGUUUGUGAGAAAUUAAAAACUGUUAAAAGUAAUUGGAAAUAUGCCUUCUAAAGUUUUCAUUGUUUUUAUCAUCUUUCUUUGAUACUAAUCCUGAAAGCACAGCAUUUUUAUUUGUUUAUUUUACCUAAAAUAUAUACCUCUGAAACUGAGCAGGCUAAGUUAAAGGGUGAUCAACUAAGUGACAAAUUAUAAAACUUGAAUUGAUGUAUGUCUCUGAGAAAAUACUUGGCAUUUAAUCCUGCUUAGCCAGUGAGAACAGCAUUCUAGUCACAGUAAAGCUCCAAGAUUUAAAAGAAAUUGAUGCAUUUAGAUGUUGACUUGGUUGAAAUUUUAAACUGAUUGGUAUUAGAAAUGAACAAUUUUUUAAAAGCGUUUCUGGUAUUUUCCUACAUGUGUAUUAGAUGAUCAUGUAUUAUUAUUUAAAUAACAAUGACUGAGUAUUCUUCUAGCUUUUCAUUUUGUAAUAAGUCAACUCCAUAUAGCCAUAGUGGGAAUUAAGUAAGCCUAUUGUUAAUGUUUGUCAUUAUUCAGCAGAGAAAGUGUUUAUAAAGUGAGGAAAAUAUGAUAGCAGAAUACGAUUGGCUAGAAGGGAUGUUUACAAACAACAAAACUACCUUCUUUCAGCUCGUUAGUGAAACACCAUGAAUUUAUAUGUACACCCAAGCCCUAAAGCGAGAACUGAAUCUGAAUGCUUGAAAUCUUUGAAAGCUAAUUUUAUUGGCUAUAUAUCAGUAGUAUUAUAAUUCCAUUCGUUAUUAUUGUCUUCCAGGAUGAUUUUACAAUCAUUUGAAGAUGUAUUAACUUUAACUUUCAAGGUGGAAAUCAGUUGCUCAACUUCAUUUUCUUCUUCUCACAGCAGUUUACUGAAAGGGGGACCAUGCGUAAAUCUUUCUCUGUCUAGCUGUCUUAGUGAAUUUUUGUGCAUUAAUGAAUGUAAAUGCAAGAGUCCUUACAAAAAAAAAGUGUUAAAUGAUCCUACCACUUUUUGAGUGUUCCAUAGUACUUUGCUGAUUCUAGGACAUCUUGCUCUGCGACAGUUUAACCACAUCAUUAGUCAAAUUAGCAUGAUGUUAAUAUGACACGUCGGUUAAUAUGACACGUCGUUAAUAUAACAUGAGCCCAACUUAAGGGGGUCUGUCCAAACUGGGUCCACUGGAAAGGUGUUGAGGCCCUAUGCUCCUUGAUGAGUAACAAGGAAGAAACUAAAGUAAACAAAACUAAUAUGAUACUCAUGCAACUGUUGGAGAAGUUAAAUUAGAUUUUUAGUAAAAGUUAAUAAUCUUUAUGAGUUACAACACUUAAUGUUUGGACUGAGAACAUAGUUCAUGAUUUCACUUCUGAUUUAAUUUGCUAUGAAAGCAAAUGGGCCUACAAAAAAUUAAUUCCUUGUGUUAAUUUGUGUUUGAGUAAAGUUUUGUUAUAAAUUACAUUCCCAAAAUGCAUUCUUGACUUAAUUGUGAGCAAAGAAAUUUGUUAGAACAAAUUCAUCACAAAAGGCAUUCCGUUUGUCCACUUUGAUUCAAGUUAUGCAAUACAACUCUUAAUCUGAAAAGAACAACUUUUGUUUAACUUUUUUAGUCAUGAUUGUUUUUUCUUUGUAAUGUUUUUUCACUUGUUGCACUUGUUAUACAUUUUAAUGAAAGAAAGCAUUUGUUUAUUCAUAUCUUUAAGGAUAUAAAAUGCUCAUUUAGCUCAUUUUUUGUAUUUUGCAAUUGGUUCUUUCUACACACAAACUUGUAUUUUUUUCUGGGCUGCUGCCGUAGAUCUCAAAAAAGUACCCAAAUUGAUGGUAGACAAGUCAAGUCUGGUCGGCACAUUGGUUUAUUUACUCAUUUGUUCACUGAUACCUGUUGACAAACAUGCUUGUCAGCCCAUACUGAUCAUCAGGGGGAGCAACUGAAUAGCAGUGGUUGACAAAUCUCGCCACAUAAGCCUGUCUUAAGCAGUGGUAAACAAGUCCGGCAUGGAAUCAAAAGAUACUUAAUACCAUGACCUAAGACCCACCUUGUAGUAUUUGGUAUCUUUUAUGGAUUUGCCAGUCCAGUUCUUGCAAGCCAUUUGGCACAUGUCCUAGUAGCUUUACUACUGCAUAAAGUGAGCAGACAUAGCUGUUUCUUUGUGCCACACCAUUGGCCUGCUCAGAACUAUUGAAUGGGGAAGAAGAGAAGGAAGAAGGAGAAAUGGCAGUCUGGUCAUAUAUUCUACAUAGCAUAAAUUGUAGCAUAUUUUUUGGCUAAAAAAAAUUUUUUUUGAUACAAUGAAAAUGCACAACAAUUAUCAUUACUGCAUGAAAAUUGUUAUUCCCUAUAUGCAUUUGUUUUUAUUGCUUUGUUAUCCCUUAUACAUUUAUCUCUUUUGGAUAUAUAUAUAUUUUUUUAAGAUCAGAACAUUUAUUCAACAUGUGUUUGUAAUGGAUUUGGGGAAACUACUGCCACAAGUAUUUUUCAAUUUGAAAAUAGAUUAUUUUGCUCUGAAGGGGUUUCCUCUGACCUUAGUAGUAACUGCUGUGCCUUUCAAGCUGCAUUUAGCACCAUCAGUGUAUGGAAUUGUUCAUGUGAGGAUGUUCAUUUAUUUUUAAUAGUGAUGAUGACCUUGCUUGGUCACAAAAUAAACUUUUAUUUAUAAACUGUUUUGUGGAGAGAAUGAGAUAAUUUUAGAUUUCUUGCUGUAGCUGUGGCCUUAAUUGACAAAACACUUCUGGAUUAAAUAUUCUAGAAUCUUCUUUUCCUCAGAAGCAUUUUGCAAAAAAUCUAUGUUGGCUUGUAGAAUUCAGACUGAAGCUUCAUUACUGGUUGUUGUGUUAACCUGAAAACAUAUCUUGUUUAUUACUUAUACUUGUUUGUAUUUUAAACACAUUAAUCAGCAUGCAUGUGUUGUAGCUUUCACUGAUUCCACCUUGUUUGAUUAGCCACUCCUUUGCAAACUCUAAACAAUGAACCAAACUUGGUUUUAGCAGAAAUUUUGACAUAUAUAUAUAUACUGAUUAUUGUAUUUUACUUUAAAAUCUAACAACAAUCCCCAAGAUGCUUUGGAGCAUUCCAGUGUAUGGCAGGCAUGGAACCAGUUUUGGCUUACAGUGCUGAUUUCACUGUGAGCUUAAAGGACUUUAAAAUCAUUGUUCUUGCUUAGAUCUGCAUAUUUCUUUUUUUAAAUUCAAAUGUGCUGUGCUUUUUCUACAGCAGCCCUGUUAAGAUAUUUUAAAAUAUUUUUAGCAUUCUCUAAUAUCCUACCAUUGAUCAUAAAAUUUGCUAAAAAAUUUCACUGAAUCUCUACGUAAAUUAGUUUUUGUGAUGAAGUCUGUCUAACCAAGGAUUCCACAAGGCUUUGUUAAAGUCUGGGAAAAUGAAAUCCAUAUUUUAGACCAAAAUAUUUUAUUCAAGAGGCACUUACUACUUUCACCACAAGCCUGGCAUUUUGGUUUCUUUUUAAUUUCAGCUGUAACAUUCUGCUGGGGUGUUAUUAUCUCACUAGUUUAAGAAGCACAAAAAUUGUGCACCAUACCUUCUGCUAGAAUUAAUGAAAAUGCCUCCCUGAAGUUGUAUAGACUACCAUAAUACAUUGAAUUUUAAAAAAAGCAAAUUGAAGACUUGCUGUGUAUCUUUUUAUUUGUCAAUAUUUUGUUAGACAGCAUGUCAACAAAUUUUGGAUUUUUGUUCAGUGAUUAGUUAGGAAGUAAUGUAUUGUCUUGAUAUUUGUUUUGUUUUGUUAUUUUUGGCACUUCCGAGUAUUAUUUCUUUUAUGAAUAAUUUGCAUGCCCAAAUAUGUUGCUUUGCAUCUUAAUUUGCUUUUUUUUCCAUGUAUUGAUUUAGAGGCUCUCUUUAUAAACUAAAUCUCUGCUUCAGGUUUGGUUAAUCUGGGAUUUUAUUUUAAACCUGUCAACUGGUUUGGCAAAAGCAAAGACUUAGGUAGUAUAACAGAUGUUUUCUGUGAUGUCUUUUUAAAAUAAAUUUUCUUUUACAUUU